Molecule: messenger RNA, 2058 nt
Organism: Owenia fusiformis
Lineage: Eukaryota; Metazoa; Annelida; Polychaeta; Sabellida; Oweniidae
Source: the annotation of a GenBank genome assembly
GCGUGUCGUGACCUACAUCCGAAAUUGGAAAAUCUGAAAACUCUUUGAAGUUAUCUACGAAUGUCGAACUCCUGGAACAUAUGCUGAAUAUUUUACCAGUCGUGGCGUGUUCAGAUAUAUGAAAGUUAGACAUCAAACCAUAAGAAGCUGGUUGGAAUUAGAAUGAGCUGCCUCACAGUAGAUAGUAAAGGAUACUACAGUGUCAGCUUUCCAAAGCCCAGUCCUACAUGCACAAAACAGGAAGUACAAGGUCUGUUUGGGCUGUUUGGGAAGAUUGCUGAGUGUAAAUGUGCUAACAAAACUGUUACAAUCAGCUUUGAGACAGAACUGGCUGCCAGGAAGGCUAUUCACACACUUGGAGAUAAAUUUAAUAUAGAGGCACAGUCAUCCAGACCUGAUUUAGAGGAAGAAACAGAAAAUACUGACAGCAUGGAGACUGAAAUCUACAUAGGGAAUAUACCAGCACAAUUAUCAAAGGAGGAACUGACUAUGAUGCUACAGGAUUAUCACUUGAUACAAUUGAGGAUGUUUAACAAAAACACAAAAAGGUUUGCUUUUGCCAAGUUCAUUGGUCUCCAUGAAGCAUGCCAGGCAGUGAUAGCUUUCCAUAACAAGGUAGUUUAUGGGCGUGAGAUAGUGCUGAGACUGGUAUGCGACAAACCUGAAAGUGAGGAAGAAAGCAGUAUAGUUGAGAGUGUAGAAGAGAAUGCGGCUGAUGGAGACGUUGGGGAGAACCAAUAUAAAGAUCUACCUAUGGAGGGAAAUGGUCCAUAUCCCCAGCUGUUUAUAGGAAACAUACCACUCAAUUACAAUUUGGAGCAAAUCAAAAGAGAGCUUAACACCAGUUACCCAAACACAAUUGGCCAAAUAGUACUAAAAAAUGCUGACCAUAACAAAAAUAAGAUGGCGUUUGUAGAAGUGCGAAACAAAAAGGUGGGGGAUGGAAUCAUUGCUGAUUUGAACGCUUCCAUGAUUCAAGAGCACAGGGUCAUAGUGACCUGGUCUAAAGCCUCUGUCAGCCAAUUCAAUCACAACCCAUUGAAACUGCAGGUUCAUAUAGGAAACAUCCCUUCUAGUUUAAAAAAGGAUGACAUAAAGAAGUUGGUUGAAGAAUUUGGGCCAGUGUCAAAUAUCAGUUUAAAAAAGGAUGUGGACUUUAAUUUCUCUUUUGUGGAUGUAGACACUGAAUUGAUUGCUCGCAACAUUAUAGCAGGUCUUAACCAUAAAUCUGUGCAGGGUAGACAACUCCGUGCAGACUUCAGCGCAAAGGGACAUCAGCUUUUAAGAAAGUUAGGCACACAUGUCCAUGAUGAACAAGACAGUCUGCACUCAACAGAAUCAGGAGGUAAAGACCAGGAUGUAACAAACAGCUUAGACACUUCAUUAAGUAAGCAGUCAGUGAAGAACAUUUUACCAAAUUCUAGUCACGUGUCAAUAGAUUCAAGGCAGCCAUCUGCUCCGGAAACUAGUCGUUCUAAACUACUGCGAAGCAUUCUCACUAAUUCUAAACAUGAUACUCAAAAUGAACAGUGCCAAGCCAAAGUGGCAAAUCCUAGAGCAAUGAAAAUGGAGACACCGGUAGAACAGAAUGGACUUUUAGAUUCAGAGGCUGCCAUAGAGAAUGCUUCAGACCACGGAGGCCAUCAUCAACAUAACUGGAAAUCUCAUCAAAACAUAUCAGACAUUCAACAGGUAUUAGGUAGCACUGUGCCUAUGCAGAGUAAAUGUAAAACAGCAGUCCAGCUAUGUCAGCGAGCACAAGUUUUCAUGUCGGAGGCCCUUGAUGACUGCCCAUUCUGUCAGAAAACUAACCAACUUAUGAACGACCUGCUUCUACUGCUUCAAGACAUGAAUGAACAGGCACACAGUGAUAGAGUGGCUAAUAACACCUGACACAAUGGAGGGAAAUGGUAGUGUUGAACUUCCACAGUGAAUCCAGAUGAAGUUGUUAAGAGUAAAGGCUUGAAUUCAUUGUGUUAUCAAAUUAUGGUUUACAAGUAGAAAUCCUGUAUUAGCAACAUUACAAGGUGACCUAAAAAAUGCCACCCACUAAUUUUG